CAAGCGGAGGCCGCGGAAAGUCGCCGUUCGUUCGCCCCAGCGCCUCGGGCAAGAUGCCACUGACUUGCCUCAGCACGCCGCAGUUCCACUGCCCAGGGGCUGCCGCCUCCCGGUCUACACGCACGCUGCAGCGGCGACGACGACGACAGGCGGGCAGCUCCGGGCAGUCGGCGCGGUGAGUAGCUCCGAGGCAGCCCGGACCGCCGCCGCGGGGGAAACUGAGGCAGGCGGCGUGGGUGGCGGAUAGAGAUGUCCUCACGGGCGGCCGCCCUUCCACCCGCCGACGGCGCCGGCUGCCUGGGGUCCCGCCGCCCCCUCGGGGAGAGUCACGCCGACAGGAGCGACCGAGGGUUGCAGGGAGCGAGGCCAGCUUUUCCUCCGGGGGAGCGCCCCCAGCGCUGUCCCGCGGGCAGAACGCCCCGAUGGGGAACGCGGCGGUGGGUGGCGGUCCGCGGGCGCUGCGGGCCCUCACCGGGUGCGUGCUGGGCGCACUGGUGUUGGGCACGCUGGUGGGCAAUGCGCUGGUGUGCCUGGCCGUCCUGCGAUUCCGCCACCUGCGCGCCAAGGUCACCAACUGGUUCGUGCUGUCACUGGCUGUCUCGGACCUCUGCGUGGCGCUCCUGGUGAUGCCCUGGAAGGCGGUCACUGAGGUGGCUGGCGGCUCCUGGAUUUUUGGCAGCCGCUUUUGUGACACGUGGGUGGCCUUCGACAUCAUGUGCUCCACUGCCUCCAUCCUCCACCUCUGCAUCAUCAGCCUAGACAGGUACUGGGCCAUUGCCAGCCCCUUUCGCUAUGAGCGCAGGAUGACACAGCGUCUUGCCUGUGCCAUGAUAGCCACAGCCUGGGUCCUCUCCAUCCUCAUCUCCUUCAUCCCAGUACAGCUACACUGGCAUAAGGCCAAGGACAGGAGAUACCCAGGUUCCUGGAUGCCUGGCACACCCCACUGUGAUAUCAGCCUGAACCCCACGUAUGCCAUCACUUCCUCCCUGAUCAGCUUCUACAUCCCUGUGGCCAUCAUGAUCAUCACCUAUACCAGAAUCUAUCGAAUUGCCCAAGCCCAGAUCCGCCGCAUCUCCACCCUCGAGCGAGCAGGGGGGCAGUGGCCAGCUCCUGGCAAGGAGCCCACCUCCUCUUUGAGGAGUUCCCUCCGCAAGGAGACCAAGGUGCUGCAGACCCUCUCCAUCAUAAUGGGAGUCUUUGUUUGCUGCUGGUUGCCUUUCUUCUUACUCAACUGUUUGCUGCCUUUCUGCCAACCUGAGCUCAAGACAGACCAUGAAGGACAAUCACCCUGUGUUGACCAAACCACAUUCAACAUCUUUGUGUGGUUUGGCUGGGCCAACUCCUCAGUGAAUCCAGUGAUCUAUGCUUUCAACACAGACUUCAGGCGGGCUUUCAGCAACCUCCUGGGCUGCCGGCGAUUCUGCUGUGGCACAUCCAGAUCUACUGUAGAGAGGGUCAAUUUCAGCAAUGAGCUUGUUUCCUGUCACCAUGACACUACCUGCCAGAAGGAAGGAGCUGCCUCAUCAUCAGUACCCCCCACUACUGUCACUGCCUGGGUGCAGCCCAUACAUCAUGUCACAAGCCCUGAGAGAGAGCACAGCAGUAAGGAGACACCUGUGGAGAAGACAUCUGUGACUUCUCAGACACAGGCUGCUCCUGGCAGCAGCCCCAAGACUCAUCAGGUGCCAGCUAUUUUACAAUUGUAUUGUGAGGCAGAGCUAUCCUUGGAAACUAUCACCCCCUGUACUUGGUCAUCCCCUGCACUUGGUCAUUGUGAUGGACCUCACCAUCCUGUUCCAGAGGGAUAAGCGAUUGCACAUUUCUCACAUGCAGUCAUUGCACAGGUUGAGUUCACUCUGCCUCCACAUAAACUAUGCCCAUUCUUCAGCAAAGUCCUGUCCCAGAGGGAUGAGAACCCCCUGCUCUUACACCUGAGGGGUGAUAGGCACGUGAAGUCCAUUCCAAAAGCACGGAGCUGCCAUAUAUUAACUCUUCCUAUGACCACCUUCACCUCUUGCUGUCUGACUUCAGAGUCAGUAGUCAUUUUCCAUGCAUUAGCCUGCCUCCACUCUUCAAACUUGUAAUAUUUAUAUAGAAUAGUGAGAUAAUUAAAGCAACACAUAGUUUGAGACUGUUACAUAAUUUCAUAUCAAUGAGUUAGUCUUAGAUUUAGCUUCAUUGCUAAAGCCCAUUUCUCUCCCUUUUAUAGCUUCACAUUAUACAUGUACAUAGUUCUGCUGAAUUUUAUUCCUAUGUUUAUUUCAAAGCUGCAUUUAUGGAUUUACACAUCUGAAUCCAAGUUUAGGGUCUUAAAAAUUCCCAUAUUAAUAUGUCACUAUCUUAUGUUGACUCAAAAGACUGCUCAAAACCUGGAAAAUUAAGUUGCUUAUACAUAGGACUGCUAGCACAGUUUCAGGUGCCUAAUUUUGGUAUUCAGGCUUAAUGAUAUUGAGCUAGCAUACUCCUCAUCCUAAAAUGUUAGGAUGCUUUAUUGUAUUGGGCUGAAGUUAGAGCAGGAUUGUGUUUGAGAACUAAAACUACAACUCCAGAGCAAUUUUAGCUGCUGUCAGUGGAGACAGCUGCAGUCCUUCCUUUCUGCUACUUGUUCAGGCAGCCAAUCCUUCCAGAAAGCAAACUAGGUCACAAAAUGAAAAGUGCCCAUUUCACCUCUUUGAACCCAUUUCACUACUGGUAUACAUGGACAGCAACAAAGGUAGAAUAAAUGGAUGCUGGAUGGCUUGCAGAAGACAAAAUACAAAAACCAUCAUCAAGUUCCCCUAGAACAUGUAAAAGGUUUCUGUAGACCUUAAGGGAAUACAGUGGUAACUCACUGUCCUCCACUUAUCUGUCCACCACUUAGGAGUUCUUACCAUUUAAUACUGUGCUCCACUAACCACCAACAUCUCCUUUUUUCCUGUCCUUCACCUAUGAUUGUUUGAUCUUGGAAAGUUGAAGAUAAUUAUCCAGAAAGAAACAUCAAGAAUGAUUUUACAUGAGUUUUCUUGGACAUUCAGUCCUACAGAUGUCAGAGCGAACCAUGCUGAAAAGCCAGACUCUCCUCCCACAGUGAUACUGUUCCUGCUCCUUGGGAAUUUAAACCGUGCAGUUCUUAAAGUUCCUUAAUAGUACACUUUAGCCCCCGUCACAUUAAUUCUUCUGAGAAAAAUUGCUUUUGCUAUCCUGCUCUCUUUAGGAAUGUGUCCUUGAUAGUUGGGUGUGACUCUAACUUGUUCUUCAUGGCCAAGAUUGGCAAGACAACAACUAAGAGACUUAACUGUAAGAAGGACCAAGGCAAGACUUUGGAAAAACUUCCUAAGAAUAAUAAAGCACUGGAACAGAUUGCCUAGGAGAUUAUGACGUAACUCACAGUAGAAGUCUUCAAGAGGACAUUGCUAAACAUCUAUCAGAAGUUACAUUGGUGUUGUUAAUCCUGUCUUGGGGCAGAGGCAUAGUGUAAUGGUCUCCUGAGAUCGUUUCUAGUCCAGCUUUGCUAUGACAACACAACUCAUUAUACAUUGGCCUUAAGAUGUUUGAUUUUUUUUUCCUUACAUGCAAUGAUCCAUAGCUAUUUUCUUGAAUGCAAAAAAGCCUACAUACAGGUAAGAACUUCAAGCCCCCACUGGUGUAUUUCUCUUCUUAUUGAUAACCUACCUUUCUUAGAAUUUAACAACUCAUAUUCAGCAUGCCUAGUGCUUCACCCAGAAAGAAACUCUGAAAUAAAUGUAGUAUUUCCUUAAAGGAGAUCCAAGAUCUGUGUUUGUUUUGAUCCACUUUAAUUACUUUCUAGGUGAUCAUGCAUGAACUGUGCAUGGAUUCAGAUGCUAAAACGUCAAUAAACUUCUGAGGAUUUUUCUUGCCACAUUCUUUCAUUCUUACACAAACCAGAAACACAUAUGCUAAGAGUGUCAGCAGCUUUUAUCUAUUAAAAAAGAAGGCAAAAGUAUAUCUCUGAGCUGUAGGAGACUUCUCAUCUCACCCCCUCCACACUAAAACCCAUCUUGGUGAUACACUGCCACACCUGAUAAAACACUAUGCUAACUGGCUGCGUCCCUCAGAGAGUUAUCUCUACCUGCCCACACAUCUUCCUUCUCCUGGGUAGGGUCUUCUGGCAGCCAAAGCCACACAUAAAAUUAUUUUGCACAAGUUGGGGUGGGCUUUUUUUUGUUUGGUUGUUUUUGUUGUUGUCUUUUUUUAAGUGUGUGUAUGUGUGCAAAGAGUCUCACCAUUAGUGAUAAAAAUUUUUACUUAAUGGAAAGGAAACAUUGUCCUUCUUGCAGGUCUUGCCUCGGUUAUGGCAGCUACUUGCCCAGGAAGUAGUCUGGACUUUCUACACAGAGUGAUGAGAACUUAGUGUAUGACAGAGUGAGUGGCAGAAAUUAAGCAGUGGAUAUAUUUUAAUAUUUUCUCUUAAGAAUAAUCAGAAAUGCAUGGCAUGAAAUGGUAUCUGUGUCAAGAAUGGACAAAGCUUUUUGUAUCAGUGCUUGUGGCUAAUUGUUUUUAAAAAGUUCAUUAAUAUGUCAGAUUAUAUCUGCAAAUAAACAGGUAGUUUUAUUAAAAAAUAAAUUAAAAACACACUAAAAACUUUACUGAAGCUUGUUAAAGGGACAGUCUGAAACGCUUAUUGUAAGUGAUACUGGAAGUAAUUGUAUCUAAUUGCUAAUGAUUAUUACUGAUGUCAAGGUGGUAGCCAUUACAACGGCUUACAAGCUGUAAGGUCUGUUGAAGUAUGUGCAGUGUGAUGUUCAAAACUGCAAUAAACUCCAUGUUAUAAA
Pogoniulus pusillus (Red-fronted tinkerbird) is the source of this 4772-nucleotide messenger RNA. RefSeq names its product D(1)-like dopamine receptor. Gene Ontology annotation, cellular component: plasma membrane. The record is from RefSeq and is a predicted model, not a curated record. Bases 423 to 1808 code for a protein of 461 amino acids. Gene Ontology annotation, biological process: adenylate cyclase-activating adrenergic receptor signaling pathway. Gene Ontology annotation, molecular function: G protein-coupled receptor activity. The transcript has a single exon. NCBI's taxonomy places the organism in Eukaryota, Metazoa, Chordata, Aves, Piciformes, Lybiidae.